Molecule: messenger RNA, 2552 nt
Organism: Monopterus albus (swamp eel)
Lineage: Eukaryota; Metazoa; Chordata; Actinopteri; Synbranchiformes; Synbranchidae
Gene: gpr78b
Product: G protein-coupled receptor 78b
Exons: 3
Coding region: 169-1191 (340 amino acids)
Biological process (GO): adenylate cyclase-activating G protein-coupled receptor signaling pathway
Cellular component (GO): membrane
Molecular function (GO): G protein-coupled receptor activity
Source: RefSeq, a predicted model, not a curated record
CCGAGGAAGUUGGAGAGCACGGCGACGCGCGGGCACACGAGGAUUUAAUUGAAACGAAUUUGGGGACACGGCUGGACAGAUGAGAGACGGAUGACCAUGGUUCAUUUGAAAUGCUUAUUAUCAACAACCGGCGCAGGUAACCUUCCCGCGGACUUGUUGGAGUGAGACAUGGACUUUGCUGAAAUUAUUUUCGCUUUGUUCAUCGUCGUGGUCGCGGUCGUCUCGCUGUUGUCAAACUUGUUGGUGCUGCUAUGUUUCGUGCACAGCACCGAGAUCCGCCGACAGGUGCCCGGUGUUUUCACCAUGAACCUGUCCUUCUGCAACAUACUCAUCACUGUUUUAAACAUGCCGGCCACUUUGGUGGGGAUUAUCAGGAACCAGCAGCCUUUUGGGGAUUGCGUUUGCCACACCGUGAGCUUCCUGGAGACUUUUCUUACUGCAAACACCAUGUUGAGCAUGGCAGCUCUCAGCAUAGACCGGUGGAUAGCGGUGGUUUUCCCGCUCAGUUACUCCACCAAAAUGCGCUACAAGGACGCACUGAUCAUGGUGUGCUACUCCUGGCUCCACUCCUUCACCUUCUCCCUGACGGCGCUGCUCUUCUCCUGGGUCGACUACAGCAACGUUUACGCGUCCUGCACCUUGCAGCCGAGCAAGGAAGACAGUGACAGGAUUAAGUUUACAAUUUUCACUGUGGUUUUCCACGCCACUAGUUUCAUGCUCUCCCUGCUCAUCUUGUGUUUCACCUACUUGAAGGUGUUGAAAGUCGCCAGGUUUCACUGUAAAAGAAUUGACAUUAUCACCAUGCAAACUCUUUUCCUGCUGGUCGACAUCCACCCGAGCGUGAAACAGAAAUGUUUAUCUGAACAAAAGAGGAGAAAGCAAAGAGCCACAAAGAAGAUCAGCAUAUUCAUUGGCUCAUUCAUCAUCUGCUUUGCUCCUUAUGUCAUUACAAGGUUGGCUGAACUUCUACCUUUUGUGGACGUCAACCGCCACUGGGGAAUCAUCAGUAAGUGCCUGACAUACAGCAAGGCUGCGUCUGACCCCUUUGCUUACUCCCUCCUACGUCAGCAGUACAAGAAAGUUCUGGUCACUGUUGUCAACAGGCUGCUCCGCCGUGACCUCUACCCUUCGUCUGGCCACAACAGCUCUUUAGACACAGAGAACGACUACUGUCUCCAGAGGAUCAGCUAAUGGCAAAUGCACGGACAUGACAGAUACAAGCUACAGGCCAAAAAAUAAAGGUUGCCUCUUGGAAGAAGAAGGUGGGUGGAGGAGAAGACAGAGGAGAGAGACAGAGAGGAGAGGAUAUUGUUAGGGAGGGAAAAGUGAGUAGAUACAGGGGACAGAUUGUGGGUGGGGGGGUGAAGAGAGAGCAAAAAUAAGAAAGGUAGUGGGUGGAGAAGAAUGAAAAGACAGUGAGGAGGCGGAUGAACGGGUGAAGAGAUGAGACAAAGAAGAGACAGGCCAGAGGAAGAGAGAAAGGGGAGUGAUGGAGGCCAGUGUGGAGAUGUCGGCUUCAGACAGGACUGGCAAACAAUGUAUGAUUCAGCAACAAUGGCAAAACACAGAACCACAACAUGCACAGACAAGUCAACAAAUCGGUUUUAUUGAAUAAGUCAUGGGUUCAGAUUCAGCUCAGACUGAGGGAGCACAAUGCUGGAGACGGGCCGUCUUCACUCUGGCAGACAUGCAUAGAGUGGCCUUUUGUACUGUACCAACCACUUUGUAAUGAUUUUGGCAAAACCGCAUGUAGUGACCUUUCCUCUGCCACACAAUGCAGGGACAGAAGCCGAUGGUCGAUAGGCAGCAGAGUGAAGACGUGUUGCUUCUGCAUCUGGAUAAUGUACCUUCAGUGAAUGGAUGCUCUCUUAGAUGUGGAGACUCAGCUGCUGCACAUAAUUGCCAUGUUGUGUAUUGACAGUGUUAGACUACUUUUCAGUGUCAUGUCAGUCUCAAUAUUGAAGCACUUUGUUUAAUUCUCUCAGAGCUACUGUGGUUACAGGAGCCAAAGGCAAAUAACAUUUACACGAUGAUGUGAAAGGAUAAGGCUGGUGCUGUGCAAAGACAAAAACCUAACCAUCUCUCAGUACUUUAUAACUUCCCCAGCCUGUGUCUAACUCACAGCCCCAAGCCCAUUUUAUCGUAGUAAGGCCUUAAAGCUACUCUAAGGGCUUUUCAGCCCAGGGUCUAAUGAGACUCAAAACAAACCAAGUGAAUCCCAAUUCCUUUAUUGUUUCGUUCCUCACUUGAUCUGGAAGUCGUUACAGUCCGCCAUGAUGAAGGUCGUCCUAAAGCUUUUGUUUCUGCCUGAAGGAGCUAUAACCGAGGAUACACGACUGACAUGGCCCUUUAUCGGAAAUCAGUUUGUGAUCGGACGCCUCACAUGAAGGAUCUGAGGUUAGAUAAAUAUGUUUCCUUGUUUCUUCCUCACAGUUUCUCCUCGAAUCUUUUCCUUGCAUCUUACGUGGGUGGGACUAAGAUACAAGGAAAACACACAGGUGAGGGAAACAUGGAUGCAAGCGGGCGAAUUGGCAUUCACCUACUGACCCCAU